GCAUAAUAGGCAGGAGUUGCUGCCGUACGAACGAUUGUAACAUUUAGUUGGUGCCUGAAAAGACGACCAAGUGGAUACGGCAAUGGACACCGUUCCCAAAGACUGUGAAAAUGCAGACGAAAAGGCAAAGCAGAGAGGAAGUUGGGCAAACAAAACAGAAUUCCUGCUAUCCUGCAUGGGCUACGCGAUCGGAAUUGGAAACGUGUGGCGCUUUCCCUACUUAUGUUAUAGAAAUGGUGGAGGUGCCUUCUUAGUGCCGUAUCUCCUGAUGCUUACAUUAUGCGGAAUACCAUUAUUUUUCAUGGAAACUUCACUAGGACAGUUCGCAAAUACUGGAUGCAUAACGCUAUUUAAAAUAUCCCCUUUGUUCAAAGGAGCUGGAUAUGCCAUCGUUAUUGUUAACUUAAUAUGUACCUGCUACUACAACGUUAUUAUAUCUUAUCCAUUGUUGUUUAUCAUAAACUCGUUCAGAGCUAAGUUGCCUUGGGUCGAUUGCAGUAAUCCUUGGAAUACGCCAAAUUGUCUGGAGUUAACUAGCCGAUAUCUAAAUAUCAGCACGGCGCACGGAAUGCCUAAAACUCCAGCUGACGAAUUUUUCCAUAAUAAAAUAUUGCAAAUUUCCAAUAACGUCAAUGAGAUUGGCACUAUUGUGUGGCCAUUAUUCUGGUGCAAUGUAAUUGCUUGGAUCGUCGUUUAUGUUUGUAUAAUGAAAGGCGUGAAAACAGUAGGAAAAGUAGUCUACUUUACAGCCACAUUUCCUUUCGUCAUUCUAUUCAUUCUUUUAAUACGAGGAUUAACUUUACCCGGCGCCUGGGAUGGGGUGUUUUUCUACCUUUACCCCGAAUGGAAUCAGCUCACCAAUUUGAAGGUUUGGGCUGACGCCGCGAUUCAAAUAUUCUUUUCCUUAGGUCCUGGCUGGGGUGGCAUUAUAAAUAUGGCUAGUUUUAAUAACUUCAAUAAUAACAAUAGAAGAGAUUCGAUUCUGGUGCCUAUUUUGAAUUGCGGCACGAGUAUUUUAGCAGGGUUCGUGGUUUUUUCGGUCUUAGGUUUCAUGUCCAAGAAAACUGGAUUGCCAGUGUCGACAGUAGCAACUGGAGGUCCAGGAUUAGCCUUCGUUACUUACCCUGAGGCUAUAACAAUGCUACCUUUACCACACCUUUGGGCUAUAAUCUUUUUCAUCAUGCUCUUCCUAUUAGGUUUGGACAGUUGCUUUGUACAGAUAGAAGCCAUUAUAUCCAGCAUAAUCGACGAAUAUCCAUCUCUGAGAAAGUCUAAAAUGCUUGUAAGCUUAGUCUCGUGCUUUGUUAUGUUCCUCUGCUCCAUCUUAUUUGUAACAAACGGCGGCAUGUAUUAUUUGCAAUUAUUCGAUUGGUAUGCAGCAUCGAUCUCGGUAAUUCUGAUCUGUCUGGUGGAAGUUGUCAUAGUCGGAUGGACUUAUGGAACGGAUAGAUUUGUGAGCGACGUAGAAUUCAUGAUCAAAGAAAAGAUCCAUUGGUGGUGGCCUCUUUGUUGGAAGUACAUCACUCCUAUUAUCCUUACGUUUAUCUUCUUCACGACAAUUAUCUUCAAUACAACCAUCACCUACCAUGGAGUAAUCUAUCCCGAAUGGUCUGUAACCUUGGGAUGGUCAUCGUGCCUACUUUCAAUCCUGUGCAUACCAAUGUACAUGGGAUACAAACUUUUAUAUUUAAGCGAAGGCGACUUAUUCGAGAGAAUAAAACUAUCGGUAAAGCCCUCUCUGGACUGGGGUCCGGCAUUGGAGCACAAUAGGAAGGAAUGGUUGGUGCGCUGCGUUUUUAGAAAACAACUCGCGGAAUUACAUGAAAGAUUGGAAGAGAACGCGGCAGAUCUCGUCCAUCAACAAUUCGUGCAACUCGCAACAACUGAAGUUCUCAUAAAAUAAUGUGUUCCAAAAAUAUAAAUAGUUAUAAAUAGUCUUUUCAUAAUUAUAUUACAAUUGUUUAUAUGUAUUA
This is a messenger RNA of Nicrophorus vespilloides, 1973 nucleotides long. RefSeq names its product sodium- and chloride-dependent glycine transporter 1-like. The record is from RefSeq and is a predicted model, not a curated record. Bases 83 to 1903 code for a protein of 606 amino acids. Lineage: Eukaryota; Metazoa; Arthropoda; Insecta; Coleoptera; Silphidae. Gene Ontology annotation, molecular function: glycine transmembrane transporter activity. Gene Ontology annotation, biological process: sodium ion transmembrane transport. Gene Ontology annotation, cellular component: membrane. The transcript is spliced from 12 exons.